Messenger RNA from Coffea eugenioides, 1976 nucleotides. RefSeq names its product maltose excess protein 1-like, chloroplastic. The record is from RefSeq and is a predicted model, not a curated record. Gene Ontology annotation, cellular component: chloroplast envelope. The coding region runs from base 411 to 1640 and encodes 409 amino acids. NCBI's taxonomy places the organism in Eukaryota, Viridiplantae, Streptophyta, Magnoliopsida, Gentianales, Rubiaceae. Gene Ontology annotation, molecular function: maltose transmembrane transporter activity. The transcript is spliced from 10 exons.
AUUUGUAUUUUGGUGCUUUGCAGUUUGUAUGGAGCAAUUGCAUCCUCAUUUUUCUGAGCAUCGAAAUCUUUCCUUCUCUUUCUCUUGCAAUUGAUAACACCCCCCCAAGCACACAAAAAACUGAUGAAUGAGUUCAGGAAAUAGUUCAUCUCCUCAGCUUCAAGAAUUUUCUGCCACCCCCCAUUGUAUUCAACUUCAUUCCAUCAUAUUCAAAAGCUAAGGACUCCCAACUUCUUCAGUUCAUAUAUCUUCACAUUUUCUUUAGAAAAGAAAGCUCCAAACUAAUCAAACAGCAUCCAGCUCUCUCACAGUGCUGGAGUUGCCCCCUCUGCAGGAAAAAUCUUUUCAUAGCCCUGAGACACACAACGCAUGGGCAUAAAUUUGUGAUUUUUGUGCUUUUGAGUUCGUAAAUGGCUGGCUCAGUAGUGCCUGUGAGUAAGGUGCCAUCACGUAAUUAUGGAUGUAUCAACUAUUGCAUCUCUGAGUACUGCACCUAUCGGUUACAGCCUCUUCAGUUUCAGCGCAAAUAUCUGCAACAAUCAUUACAUGGCAAACUUAAUUUUACAAAACGACUCUUGAAUGGCCCAUUAAUCUGCUGUGACAAGCUUAGGCCAGUAGCAGCACUUGAGUCAAAUGCUCCUGACCCCAUUCAACAGGGAUCUGAGAAUCUGAGGGGAGGCAAGAACUUUAAAGAAUGGAAUUCAUUAAGUGCAAAGUUUGCUGGAGCUUCAAAUAUACCAUUUUUGUUGUUGCAACUGCCUCAGAUUAUCCUCAAUGCCCGUAACCUCUUAGCGGGGAAUAAGACAGCAUUAUUUGCCGUCCCAUGGCUGGGGAUGUUCACUGGGUUACUUGGGAAUUUAUCUUUGCUAUCAUACUUCAUAAAGAAAAGGGAGACUGAAGUUGUAGUAGUGCAAACUUUAGGAGUUGUAUCCAUAUAUAUUGUUAUUACGCAGCUUGCUAUGGCAGGAGCUAUGCCUCUUCCUCACUACAUUGUCACUUCAACGGUGGUUUUUUCUGGCUUGAUUUUGAAUUUUAUGAAUUACUUUUACUUGCUUAAUCCUGGGAUCUGGCGUUUAUGGGAAGAUUUUAUUACGAUUGCAGGACUAUCUGCACUUCCACAGGUCAUGUGGUCAACAUUUCUUCCAUAUGUACCAAAUACUGUUCUGCCGGGUCUCUUAGCUUUUGUCAUUGCUGUGAUGACUGUUCUCAUGGCUAGGAUGCGCAAACUCUCAGAUAGAGGCAUCAAAUUUGUUGGGUCGAUAUCUGGGUGGACAGCUACACUUCUUUUUAUGUGGAUGCCUGUUGCACAAGCGUGGACAAAUCUCCGGAAUCCUGAAAAUAUCAGAGGGUUAUCAUCUGUCUCAAUGCUGCUUGCUAUGGUUGGCAAUGGACUUAUGAUCCCCCGUGCGCUCUUUAUUCGAGAUCUAAUGUGGUUCACUGGUUCAAGUUGGGCAAGCGUCUUCUAUGGUUGGGGGAACCUUCUAUGCCUCUACUAUUUUCAGUGUAUCAGCCGCGAGUUCUUCGGGGCGGCAACAAUCGGCCUUGUGGCUUGGAUAGGGAUGACACUCUGGAAGGACACACAAGUUUAUGGAUACACUUCCCCCUUGACAUCCUUGAAGGAGUUGGUUUUUGGUCAUUGAAUUUACUGGUCCACUACGUCUGAUUUAAAUGUUGUUUGUCUGAAAUGCACGAGUUAUCCAAGACUUCAUCAGAGACCGGUAGGAAUUGUGAACCAGGCUACUGGCUUCAAUAAGAGAAUUUCGGUUUAGAAACCCCUUUGUAGGAGUCACUUCUUUACCUUAUUCUUGACGAUUGGCACUGUCUUGCCUCUAGGUUCUCAACGAGUACAGUACAAUUCCUGUAUGAAUGUACCUCAAAUGUUAUCUUUGACAAAGCAGAUGCAGUAUGCUUGGCAUGUAACAAUAGUUAAUAAAAUGACAGUGUUAAUAUUUUUCAAUACAAUUUUAGAUUUAAAA